This is a messenger RNA of Morus notabilis, 2206 nucleotides long. Its product is annotated as protein GRAVITROPIC IN THE LIGHT 1. Lineage: Eukaryota; Viridiplantae; Streptophyta; Magnoliopsida; Rosales; Moraceae. Gene Ontology annotation, biological process: negative gravitropism; response to red or far red light. The coding region runs from base 488 to 1969 and encodes 493 amino acids. The transcript is spliced from 2 exons. The record is from RefSeq and is a predicted model, not a curated record.
ACCACUGAACACGUUACAUGAGCAUAAUCAUGGCACGUGUAUGGAAGUGUUCCCUUCCAACAUUUUUAACAUCACUCAUCGAUGGUAGCAAUUUGUAAUAUUUUAUUAAAUUUAGAGGAUAAUUUGUCAUAAUUAAAAGUCCAAAGGACAACAUGUAGAUUUUUAGUAAUUAAGGGGGCAAAAGCAGAAACAACCGUUUUCUUUUUAAUCUUUUCUCUUUGUUUAUAUUCAUGCAUAUAUCUUCUUUCCCGCGUUUAAACAUACUUUUAUUAAAGCUUUCGAAAGAUGGAGAGAGAGAGAAAAAAAAAGGGGAAAAAUAUGGACAGAGAGAGAGAAACACGCUCAUUAUAAAAAGCCAGAAACAAGAAACAAAAAGAAUUUCACCUCCUCCAUUAAUGGCCUCGAUCUAAGAGUCUAAAGCAUCAUACUUCACUUUUUCCUUUCGCUUUUUCUUCAACACGCUCAUUAUAGUCUCCAAUAUUCCCAUAUGGAUUCAGUUAAGCCCUCAGCUGUUAGUACUCCACACAAGAGCAAAUUGGCAAGAACUAUUGCCAAAGUUCUUCACCUCAGAGCAGCAACUGGGAUUGCCCCUGUUGAUGGGAUUCAUCAGAAGCUGAAGAAGUCCCAAGAAUUCGGGAAUGUUCAUCACAAAGUGAGCAACACCAAGUUCCAAGACAAGCUCAAGGACGAGUAUGACGACCACCGGAACAACAAAAACAUCGGUCUCGAUGAUGAUGAAGAGCUCGAGGAGAGAAUCGCCAUGGAAGCUCUUCUUGCCAAGCUGUUUGCGAGCAUUUCCACGGUUAAAUCCGCCUAUGCGCAGCUGCAGUUUUCGCAGUCUCCUUAUGACUCGGACGGGAUUCAGUCCGCGGAUAGAACGGUCAUCUCAGAGCUGAAGAGGUUGUCGGAGGUGAAAAGGUGUUACUUGAAGAAACAGUUUGAUCCUUCGCCUGAGAAGGCGCUGAUUGCGGCGGAAAUUCAAGAGCAGAAGAGCUUGUUGAAGACUUAUGAGAUCACGGGGAAGAAAUUGGAGUCUCAAGUGAGAUUGAAAGAGUCUGAAGUUUUGUUUCUUAGAGAGAAAUUGGAUGAAGCAAAUAAACAGAAUAAGCUGUUUGGGAAGACGUUGAAUCAAAGUGGGCAAUUGCUAUCUGUUCUUGACAAUCUCCAUCUAUCUGGACUAAGUCCUGGACAUUUCAUCACGGUUCUUCGUCACGCCAUUCGAUCGAUUCGAAGCUUCGUGAGGCUGGUGGUGGAGGAGAUGAAAUCCGCCGAUUGGGAUUUGGACGCUGCGGCAUACGCCAUUCAACCGGACGUGGUUUACUGGAGAGAAGAGCACAAGUGUUUCGCAUUCGAAUCGUUUGUUUCCCGGGAAAUGUUCGACUGUUUCUGUUACCCUAAUUUCCAUCUUCAGAAAGAGCCUUCUUCUUCGGUAGACAAGAGGAAACAGAGAGAGAAGUUCUUCGCCAGAUUCAUGGAACUGAAGUCUGUGAAGACAAAGGACUAUCUUCUCGCGAAGCCCAGAUCAGCAUUUGCGAAUUUCUGUCGGGUCAAGUACUUGAAACUGGUGCAUCCCAAGAUGGAACAUUCAUUCUUCGGCAAUCUAAACCAAAGAAACCUUGUCCACGCCGGUGAAAUCUCAACCGUUUGUUCCUCGAGCUUCUUCGUUUCAUUUGCAGAAAUGGCGAAGAGGGUGUGGCUCCUGCAUUGCAUGGCCUUCUCUUUCGAUCCCGAAGCCUUGAUCUUUCAAAUUCCGAAGGGGUGUCGAUUUUCGGAAGUCUACAUGGAAAGCAUAGCAGAGGAAGCUUUCCCUUCACUAGACAACAGCAGCAGUAACAACAACUACGGUGUAGUGGAAUCUGAUUCACAAGUAGCUUUCACUGUCAUUCCUGGUUUCAGGAUAGGAAAAACUGUUAUCCAGAGCAAGGUUUACUUGUCUCAAAUCCAACACAGAACAGAACACAGCCGUUGAUCGAUCAUCGGACGGAGGAUGAGCGACCGUCCCAAGGAGCUUUCGGGCCCCACAAGUGAACUGGACGCAAUUGGUGUUGGAUCUGAUUGAGCUUGGAAGUAGUGGAAGAAACGACACUGGAAGUUUUGUUUAGUGUUUUGUGGGGACUCACAAAGCUGGUCAUUUUAUCCGGGCAAUCUUCGUCCUUUAGCUUUUUGGGGUCAUUCUGGAAAAAAAAAAAAAAAAAAAAAAAAAAAA